Messenger RNA from Macadamia integrifolia, 1327 nucleotides. RefSeq names its product bifunctional nuclease 2. Gene Ontology annotation, cellular component: VCB complex; nucleus. Bases 120 to 1094 code for a protein of 324 amino acids. Gene Ontology annotation, molecular function: nuclease activity; protein binding. The record is from RefSeq and is a predicted model, not a curated record. The transcript is spliced from 10 exons. Lineage: Eukaryota; Viridiplantae; Streptophyta; Magnoliopsida; Proteales; Proteaceae. Gene Ontology annotation, biological process: protein ubiquitination.
GUGGAGAGAGAGGGUUUUCAAAAAAGCAGCUCUUCAUUCUAAAUUCCAACAUUAACAGAAGCUCUCAUCUCAAGUGGUCGUUUCGAUUUGUGAUCCUCUUCUUCCACUCUCGUUUCAGAAUGCUUGGAAUUCAAUUGUGUCUUCGAACAUCCUCUGGUUUUGGGGCUUUAAUUGAUCAGGAAAUUACCAAUCGUUCAUUCUCGAAUUCGCUGUGUUGCUCUUCAUUGCAAUCCUCAUUUAAAUUAGGUUUCAGAACCAGAAGAUCUCAUGGAGCGAAGUCCUUCAUCAUUUGCUGUAAGGCUGGAAGGUUUAGCGGGAAAUCUGAUAGUAACGAAGAACGCAAUGACGACUACCUUGAGGCGUUCAUCAUGGAUUCAGAAAUUUUUAAGCACCACCAGUUGCGUAAGCAAGGGUUUCUAGAAGAGACAGAAUGGCAAUCAUAUGGUCAAAUACUUCCUUAUCCUAUUCAUGAAAAGGGGUCCAAAGCUGAUGUUAGUUCGAUUAGGCAUGGAUUUCUUCAUCGUUUUCAGAGUCCGACAAUUUUUCUUAAGAUUGCUUGCAAUGGAGAGUGGUUUUUGCCGAUUAUUGUAGGGGAGUUUGCACUUGAAAAACUUAUAGAUGCUUUCAGGGGGAAUGAAAAUGGGGAUUCACUAAAUCACUACCAGUUUGUGAAAAACCUCAUAAGCAAACUUGGUUAUGAAGUAAAGAUGGUGCGGAUUACUGAAAGAGUUGUUAACACUUACUAUGCAAGGAUAUUUUUUGGCAAGCCAGGGGAAAAAGCUAUUCUUAGUGUGGAUGCGCGCCCAUCAGAUGCCAUUAAUGUGGCAAUGAGAUGCAAGGUCCCGAUUUAUGUUAGGAAGCAAAUUGUCUUGACUGACGCCAUUCGAGUUGUUUAUGGGAUGCAAAGAGGAAAUGGUGCGAAGGUAGUAUAUGAUGUAUCCCUCGACAGUGCUGUGGAGGGUCCUGAUACACUAACUGAAGAACUUGACCUGGUGAGGAAUAUGAAUAUAGCCGUGGCGGAGGAAAGAUACAACGAUGCAGCAUUGUUGAGAGACAAACUCACGAAGCUCCGUACAAUCACACAUGAUCUUUAACUUUUUUUUAUUAGGAAUUUUCUAGCAGAAGGGACAUCCCUGCUGAACUGAUGCAUCACUCAAAAUGAUGUUUUGUACAGGUUUUAUUUUUAGAUAAGAAUAUUGCUGCUAAUGUAAAUAUGAAGUUACAUAAUUGAUUUGUACUAAAUGUUGGACAAUUAAUCUUCUCUGAUACACAGAUUCAUACACACAUAAAAAGAACAGUAAUGGCAUUAUUGUACCUCCUUUCCUUA